Molecule: messenger RNA, 4100 nt
Organism: Anneissia japonica
Lineage: Eukaryota; Metazoa; Echinodermata; Crinoidea; Comatulida; Comatulidae
Product: protein GDAP2 homolog
Exons: 12
Coding region: 245-1744 (499 amino acids)
Source: RefSeq, a predicted model, not a curated record
UUUAGGUCACAUGCAGAGACGUGACUGGAGCGAGUUGAACUUGUGAUUGCAGCGGCUGAAAGCGAAGCGCAGCGAUAUGAAACCUUGCCGUCAACAAAGUAUAUUUUGCUAGGCGUAGAUGCUUAGCCUCCGAAAUAGACUGAUUUCACAAGGAAAUAGGGCUUGCUGGUUGAGUUUGCUUUCAUACAGAGGAUUGAUUGGAAGAACAUAAUAAAGUAAUCGGUUGAGAGAGGCAUGCCAUAGAAUGGAUCCAUUAGGAGCUCAGAUGAACACUGUUGACUCGUCUGGCCUCGAAGCCUGGUCUGAGACUGAUGUUCCAAAAUAUACAUCUACAUGUACAGGACCCUCAAGGUUUCCCUGUAGGCCUGAUAUAAAUAAGAAAAUUGUGCUAUGGGAAGGGAAUAUUAGCCAGCUGGACACUAUUGCAAUAGUCAACUCAACAAAUGAAACACUAAAUGACAAAAACCCAAUCAGCGAAGAAAUAUUUGCCAAGGCAGGUCCAGAUUUACAGAGGGAAUUACAUCAACAAUUAAAAGGUUGUAGGACAGGAGAUGCCAAGAUAACCAAAGGGUACCAUCUACCUGCUCGGUAUAUUAUUCACACAGUUGGUCCAAGGUUCAAUAUUCGCUACAAAACUGCUGCAGAAAGUGCCCUCUAUAAUUGCUAUAGAAAUGUACUCAUGAUAAGCAAAGAGAACCAUGUGACAAGUCUAGCUAUGACAGCCAUCCAUUCUCUCAAGCGAGGAUAUCCACCAGAAGAGGGUGCUCACAUUGCUAUAAGAACUGUGAGACGAUUCCUUGAAUUUCAUGGAGAAGAAGUGGAGAGAAUAAUCUUUGUUAUCAGCGGUAUGAAUGAGGAUUCGUAUGUGGAACUGCUACCACUUUACUUCCCACGGAAUGAAGAUGAAGAAAGCUGGGCAUGCGAUUUGCUACCGGAGAAUGUUGGGAAUGAAUAUGGAGAGCCAGUUAUUCCAGAGAGGAAAAUACGUAUCAUGGAAAAACCAACAAGGACUAAUGUUGAAAAUGGAGAUGAUUUUGAGGAGAGCUUUGAUAUAGAUAUAGAUGAUAUGAAUGUGGGUAAACAUGCAUUUGCUGCGAUGGAAAGAGACCCUGAUUCAGCUCGUAAACUAGGUGAAAGGUCACGUGAAAGGUCACAAGGCGUCGAGGAGACUGCAGCUGAUCAGAGAAGAAGAUAUGAACGUUUGUUACGUAAAGCUCGCAGUGACGAUUUAUCUGAGUUAGCUAGUUAUCGAUUCAUCUACCAAACUGGAGUGGAUAUUUUUGGCCGUCCAAUUGUCAUUACCAUUGGAAAGAAUUUCCCUGCAGGAAAUAUUGACCGAGAUAAGGUGCUAUUGUAUCUAAUCCAUGUUCUGGAUCCAAUUGUUAGUAAAGAUUAUAUAGUAGUUUAUUUCCAUACACAAAGCACAUCAGAGAACCAGCCAGAAAUGAGCUGGUUGCGACAGGUAUACCAGUUAGUGGACAGCCGGUAUCGAAAACACCUGAAAGCAUUUUAUAUAGUUCACCCAACAUUUUGGUCAAAGCUUGUCACAUGGUAUUUUACGACAUUUACGGCAUCUGGCAUUAAGGAUAAAAUACACAGUCUACCAGGAGUUCACUUUCUCUACCACAAUAUCAACCCAGACCAGCUAGACAUUCCACCAUUUGUCCUAGAGCAUGACAUGAAGAUUAAUGGGUCAAAUUAUUAUCAACCAAUAGAAGAAGGAGAAAGUCCUGGUGGAUUGUAAUCUAAGAAGAUGAUUGGCUGAAAUCAGUCCAGGUGAAUUGUAUUCUAAGAGUGUGAUUGGCUGUUAAGUAUUCAGGAGGAUUGUAAUAUUAAUUGAUUAGCGGAUAAAAUUCCAGAUGGACUUGCUUUUAUCAAAUGAGAUGAUUGAUAGAUAACAGAACGUGUUUGAUUGGUGGGACAAUAGCCAUUUCUCUAGCAACAGAACAAAAUACAUCCUCAGUUUCCAAACAUACAAAAAUAAUUUGGGUCUGUUACCUGUUGCCGUAAAUUGACUCCCUGUCGAACAGCUUUCUAUUUGUUUUUGGUAAAAUAAAAUUCAAAACUUCAAUGGAUACAUUUUUGUUAUUGUGCGUGUCAUAUACAUGCCUUUUUAAAAAAAUCUUUUUUGGAACGGCACCAUGAGCAACGACUGUUGGAAUGGGGCCAUGAAAAUGGAACGAUUGAUUGAUUGAUGCCUUGCCUAAGUAAUACUGAUGCAUUUUGAAAAACAAUGAUGGGGGAAAUUGAAGACAUGGAUAACAGUAGUAGAUUUUUUGAUAGUUUAGUUACUUUCAUCCAUUCUCAUAAUAUGUUUAAUAUAUGCCUGAAAUUUUCAUAUAAUUAUUUUUAAUUUUAUGUCUUUAUCUUUAAAGUAAUUGUUAUUAUUUCAUAUUUGUGAUUAUCAGUCUUAUUUGCAUGUUUUUUUUGUACUUGUAUUAACCGUAAAAAUUUUUUUAAUUGUUUAGUGUAUCAGUAAACCAUAUAGAAAUUGUUUAUCUGUGGAAAAUAACAAAAUUGUUAGAUAUUGUUAGAUGUGCAAUAUAGAAUCAAUAUUUAACCUAAUAUUGCAUAGUCUUUUUGUUUUUUAUUUGCUAGUAUUGAAGGCUUAAGUGAAAAUCAUGACAAUUCAGUAUAAGGUGUACACAAAAUAUACAUAAUUGUAUUGUCAUUGCAAAAUAUUGCUAUUCAUAAUCAUGCAUUUUAUUUCCUGUUUACAUCAAGGCUUAUUGUGAUUGGUCAAAUCCUGGCUGAGUUCAAAAUCAUUGAAGCAUGACUGUCAUAAAUCAGUGGCGUACGCUAAUCUAGGGUCUGUUGGUGGAUUAUUGUAUGAUUGCGCGUUAAUACUGGUGUUCGCUACGCCGUGUAACUCGUUGUGUCUGAACAAAGACUAUACUACGCUUAGCUACGCCACUGAAUGUUAUACAUUACAUAAAAUGAGAGGGAGUCUCUACAAACAGUACAGCUUGAUUGCUGACUUUGUACAUAUAAUUAAGUUAUUAGAUUGUCAAUUAAAAAUUAGAACAAGAAAAUGUUUUUCUUGCCAAUUAACAUAUGCAAAAGCAACACUGUUUCUAUAUUAUUUGCAUAAACCACCCUUAAAAUUGAAUUGUCAUCAGUUGAAGGACUUUUAUAGCAAGAGUCUAUAGUUCAAUGAAAACAUUAUUUAAUUUUUUUUAUCCUUUCUAAUGAGAAAUACUAUGUUUUAAUGAACUUUUUAAUUGUUUUUGAGAUUGUCACAUGUGGUAUUGGGGGUUCAUCAAUUUACAAGGGGGGAGGCUCAAUCUUUUUUUGAGCAUGCUAACCCACAACUUGCUGAGCCAAAAACAAUAUUUUAAUUCCUUGAUCAUAAUCCAAUCCAAUUCAGAACAGCUCAAUGUUUCUUAGUUUCUUUUGGGCACCAGUUGACCCAACCAGGAAUUUACUUGCCCGAGACUGGCGACCCUGCUGGAAGUGGUUAGAGCUAAAUAUAUAUAUCAUAGAGUUACCACUGUAAAUGGCCAGAAAUAUACAUAAUGAGAGAUUAAGUUCAAUUAUAUAAUGUAUUUUCUUUGAAUAAAGUGCAGUACUUGACUUGUAACAUUAUAUGUUUCAUUUUGCUGUAGCUUCCAUUAUAUAUCGUUUAACAUUUUGAAAUAUUGAUUGAAGUUGCCUUAUAAUAAUUAUUACUACUUAGAAUUGUUCUUACUUAAGUUAAUACAUCAGAUUGCCUUAUAGGAAUAAUUAAUAGCGCUUUCAAAAUUGCAACAUAUAUGUAAAUUAGCUAAGUUUAUUACGUUUUAAUGGGUACAAAGGGAUCGGUCAGUUCGACAUGGAACACAAUAAAAAAACGGCUCUUUACAUAAAUUACAUGUGCAUACUGCAAAAUGUUUAUGUUUUGAAAUGAUUUGCAAACACAUAAGAAGUGUACCCAUUGGAAAAUGUUUUUUAGAGGAUAUACAUUUAAUAAGUGUAAUUAUGCUGUACAAUUAUGGCAAUGAGAGAUUUACAGUUAUUUACCCAAGAAAUAAAAUUUAAAAAAAAAAAAAGUAUUAGGGAUUCUUUUUAUACUGAUGAUGGUUUUUCCAGGAACAAGAAAUAAAAUUAUCAAUAUUUUUAGA